CCAAAGGUUGUUCAGGUUUAUCAAGAGUGUAAAACGGUCACCAUGUCGUUCUUUGGAAAGCAAUUCAAGAAAGUUAAGGCGGAAAAUGCUUUGGAGGUCAUUGGGAAACUUAAUCUCUCUGCUCAGACCGUGGCACUCCUGCGUAACCCUGAGUCCGUCUCAUCCUUCACCAAAAACGCCGAUGGUUCCAUCCAAUAUGUUGUCAAAGACAACACUGGGAAAGUCGUUCUGGACGAGAAGAUUGUCCUAUCAGCCCUCUCGGAAUAUAAGAGCCCUGAUGGCGUGGUAACCAAAAUCAAGUUCGACCUUCAAGGCGAUGUUUUGAAGUCUGAGAUGCAUUUCCCUGAUGGAAAGAUCGUCCAUAUGGAUAGACAUUUUGAAGCUAACGGCUACAAAAUGGAACUGUACCUCCAGGGUGCUGCGGAAAAAGCCACAGUUUAUUACGAAGCGCUUUGAAUAUAUGUCACAUAUUAUAGUACUUUAAUUUA
This is a messenger RNA of Leguminivora glycinivorella, 488 nucleotides long. RefSeq lists its product as uncharacterized. The record is from RefSeq and is a predicted model, not a curated record. The transcript is spliced from 3 exons. The coding region runs from base 43 to 456 and encodes 137 amino acids. Lineage: Eukaryota; Metazoa; Arthropoda; Insecta; Lepidoptera; Tortricidae.